CUAGGGUUUGUAAGCUUUGUUCCUCCUCCGAGCCUCACACUGCAGCAGGAAGUGUGCACCGGCGACUCGUUGAAUCAGAGAUGGGUGCUGAGGUUGCUGAAGUCAAACCCAUAGUUCCAGAGUCAGUUUUGAAGAAGCAGAAGAGGGCAGAGGAGUGGGCCCUUGCAAAGGCCAAAGAACUUGAGGAAGCCAUGAAAAAGAAGGCUGACACUAGGAAGUUGAUCUGUCAAAGAGCAAAACAGUAUGCAAAGGAGUAUGCUGAACAGGAGAGGGAGUUGAUUCAAUUGAAGCGGGAAGCCAGAUUGAAGGGUGGCUUUUAUGUGAACCCUGAAGCUAAGCUUUUGUUCAUUAUUAGGAUCCGGGGUAUUAAUGCUAUGCACCCAACAACCAAGAAGAUUCUGCAGCUUCUGAGGCUGCGUCAGAUCUUUAACGGCGUCUUUCUGAAAGUGAACAAAGCUACCAUGAAUAUGCUGCACAGGGUUGAGCCUUAUGUUACCUACGGGUACCCUAACCUUAAAAGUGUCAAGGAGUUGAUAUACAAAAGGGGCUACGGAAAAGUAAACAAGCAGAGGAUUGCAUUGACCGACAACUCCAUAAUUGAGCAGUCUUUGGGCAAGAAUGAGAUAAUUUGCACAGAAGACCUCAUUCACGAGAUCUUCACCGUUGGUCCUCAUUUCAAAGAAGCCAACAACUUCUUGUGGCCAUUCCAGCUCAAAGCUCCAUUGGGCGGAUUGAAGAAGAAGAGGAAUCACUAUGUUGAAGGCGGCGAUGCUGGCAACCGCGAGGAUUACAUCAACGAGCUCAUUAGAAGAAUGAACUAAUUGUUUCAUGAGGUACUUUUUGCAUGAACCAGUUUGUUUUGCAUUAGACUUAUAUGAUAUGACGCCUUGCAGUCACCAAUUUUCAUACUAAAAAAUUUCGACUCUUCUGUUAA
Molecule: messenger RNA, 934 nt
Organism: Andrographis paniculata
Lineage: Eukaryota; Viridiplantae; Streptophyta; Magnoliopsida; Lamiales; Acanthaceae
Product: 60S ribosomal protein L7-2-like
Exons: 7
Coding region: 81-821 (246 amino acids)
Biological process (GO): maturation of LSU-rRNA from tricistronic rRNA transcript (SSU-rRNA, 5.8S rRNA, LSU-rRNA)
Cellular component (GO): cytosolic large ribosomal subunit
Molecular function (GO): structural constituent of ribosome; RNA binding
Source: RefSeq, a predicted model, not a curated record